Messenger RNA from Mercurialis annua (annual mercury), 1714 nucleotides. Its product is annotated as protease Do-like 1, chloroplastic. Gene Ontology annotation, molecular function: protein binding; serine-type endopeptidase activity. The coding region runs from base 75 to 1382 and encodes 435 amino acids. The transcript has 8 exons. NCBI's taxonomy places the organism in Eukaryota, Viridiplantae, Streptophyta, Magnoliopsida, Malpighiales, Euphorbiaceae. Gene Ontology annotation, biological process: proteolysis. The record is from RefSeq and is a predicted model, not a curated record.
AACAGUCGCCCAAAAAAAGUAACACACACACUCAUUUAUUUUCCUGGGAAAAUCAAUCACAGAAAAGAAAAACAAUGACCACUACUUGUUCAUCCUCACUAGUAAUUUCUUCCUCAUUUUCCCGCUUACCAAACAGAAAAUCACCGCAACUCAAACACUUCUCCCUCCUCAACAACAACAGCAAAAUCAACACUAACAACUUCACUUCACGCGCUCUCUGUUUCCUCCAUAAUCUCCUAAUCCACUCCAAUAACAAGUUUCCAUUCAGCAAAGUUCCUUCUCCGUCGUCUUCUUCCAUUGAAUCGCUGCUUCUGGUGUGCACCUCACUCAGCUUAUCCUUGUCUAUAUUCGUAACUCAGGUCGACUCGGCCGAAGCAUUUGUGGUAACGUCUCCGCGUAAACUGCAAUCCGAUGAACUGGCUACCGUUCGUCUUUUUCAAGAGAAUACUCCCUCUGUUGUUUACAUCACUAAUCUUGCGGUCAAACAGGAUGCGUUUACUUUGGAUGUGUUAGAGGUGCCGCAAGGAUCGGGUUCUGGAUUUGUAUGGGAUAGAGAUGGUCACAUUGUCACUAAUUAUCAUGUUAUCCGCGGUGCUUCUGAUCUCAAGGUCACUCUUGCAGACCAAUCAACUUAUGAUGCAACAGUUGUUGGAUUUGACCAAGAUAAAGACGUUGCUGUAUUGCGAGUUGAUGCUCCCAAAGACAAACUAAGACCAAUCCCUGUUGGUGUUUCUGCUGACUUGCUUGUUGGCCAAAAAGUAUAUGCUAUUGGAAACCCCUUUGGACUUGAUCACACUCUGACAACUGGUGUCAUCAGUGGGCUUCGCAGAGAAAUCAGUUCUGCUGCUACUGGCCGUCCUAUCCAGGAUGUUAUACAGACAGAUGCUGCCAUUAAUCCUGGGAAUAGUGGAGGGCCACUUCUUGAUAGUUCAGGAAGCUUAAUUGGAAUAAACACGGCCAUAUACUCUCCAUCCGGUGCAUCCUCUGGUGUUGGAUUUUCAAUUCCAGUUGACACAGUAAAUGGCAUUGUGGAGCAGUUGGUGAAGUUUGGAAAAGUCACAAGACCUAUUUUAGGUAUUAAAUUUGCACCCGAUCAAUCUGUUGAGCAACUGGGAGUAAGUGGGGUGCUUGUCUUAGAUGCGCCUGCGAAUGGUCCAGCUGGAAAAGCAGGUCUGUUAUCCACAAAACGUGAUGCUUAUGGAAGACUUAUUUUGGGUGAUAUUAUUACAUCUGUGAAUGGGAAAAAAGUUACAAAUGGCAGUGACUUGUACAGAAUUCUUGACCAGUGUAAUGUAGGCGAUCAGGUGACCGUAGAGGUGCUGCGUGGUGAUCACAAGGAGAAGAUUCCCGUAACACUUGAACCGAAGGCCGACGAAACAUAGUGUGUGAAAGGUACGGCCAGUAUAUUUUGUUGGGUAUUAUAUGCAACGGAGUGCUAUUAUUUUGUAUAUUUCGUUGGGUAAUAUGCGACGGAAUGCCAUCAUUUUGUAAAUUGAAUUGUUUCAAGACAGAGGGUGUUGUUGUACAUAUAUGAAACACCUUACUGGCUUCCACAUCAAUUACUACACUGAUCAAGCAAAACUGUCUGGAUCCAUUCUCAUCCCUUUAGAAAUGUGAAAAGCUAUGGCCUUCAAUCUUCUGAAAAUCUUUUGAUCCUUGAUAACGGUGUAUUGACUUAAAGUAUGUUCAUCGCUGGCAGUGACUUAUGUUUUUA